CCGCCGUCCCGACUCCCUGCUCCGUCGCACGUAACCGCCGAUUUGAACUGGCGGUUUACGGUUCGGAGAAGGAGAACCCGAAUCGACUGUGGAAAAACCGGUUUCGGUUCGACCACGGUUCGGUUGUUCCGAUUUGAAACCGGGAACCGGCAGUUCCACCCGGCGGUUCGAAACCGAUUGAGCAAGUGCAACUGUGCAAGUCAAUCUUGAUACUAAACCUUGAGGAAAAAAAUUGGAAUGAAGAGUAGAAUUUAGACAGAAUUGUUGUUCGAACUGCGAUUUCCGAAGGACCAAACGCCAAAGCCAAUAAUUGUGACGACCAUUUUGAAACCUUUCCAAAUUUGAAGGGGCUGAAUUGUAAAUAACCAAAGAACAAAAGCUACGUUUCCUUUCCGCAUUCUACUUUCUUUUCCCGCCAAAUCAGAGGCGGUGGUUUUCGCCGGAAAUUACAGUGCGAGAGGGAGGCUAUGGCGGCGGUAUCAUCACCGUCUUUGGACACUCCGACUUCAGAAAAUAAUCUUCAGCCUUUCUUCGUUCUUCAUAAAGCCUCUCCGUCUCGCAAAUCCGCACCCAAAACCCGGAGAAAAAGCGAUCAAUUGUCCAAAAGUUCAGAUACGUCUGCGAAAGAAUACGGUGAUAGGUUGCGAUUAGAAACUUUCAAAUUACUUUGGUCCAAUACCGAGUCUACUAUAAAGGACGUUUUGAAGAGCAUUAAUGCCAAUGUGUAUGGUGAGAUUCAGAAAUGGGUUCGGGUGUCCUUUGAUGCAAUUCGAUCCCAUCAGAAGCUUGAUUUCACUACCGCUACGCGUCCGUAUCCGAUUUUUGGUUCAUCAGAGGCAGCCACCGGUGCAUCUAGACAGAUCUUCACGGCUUUAUUAUUCACAAAAAAUAUGGAGUUUGUUGAUGAUAUACUCACAUUUGUGGACCUUGGUGUUCAUUUGCGAUCCCAUGGAUGUCAUGUGGCUAACCUCACAUCAUCGGACUUCUCUGAGAAGAAUGGAGUAGGUGGCUGUCUUAAAAGCUUACUUCGCCAGUUUCUGAUUGUUGAUACCAAUGCACCUGAGAUGUCUGUUUUAGCUUCGUGGUACACUGAGCAAGAGAACUAUGGGAAUCCACUUGUUGUGAUAAUUGAAGAUGUGGAAAGAUGCUGUGUUUCUGUCCUGGCUACUUUUAUUGCAAUGUUGAGGGAAUGGGUAGUGAAAAUUCCAGUAAUUUUAAUCCUGGGAGUAGCAACGACUGUUGAUGUUCUGAGAAACAUCCUAAGUUCUAGCGUAUGCUUGCAUUUAUCUGUUUGUGAAUUCACUUUGGGUACCCCAGCUGAAAGGAUGGAUGCCAUUGUUGAGGCUAUUCUUCUGAAAAAUUGUGGAGGCUUUAGUAUUGGAAAACAUGCGUCUACUUUUCUGAGAAAUUACUUCAUUAAGCAUGAUGGUACAUUGACGUUAUUUGUUAGAGCUCUCAGGAUUGCUAUGGCCCAACAUGUCUUUGUGGAGCCUUCAAGCAUUGCUCUUAGGAAAUUUGUGAAUGAAGAAGACACAGAGGGCAUUGAUGGUGAGAGUAUGUUACCUGAAGAUACUGUGCUCAAGCUGUUGGUUGAUCUUCCAUCUUUACAAAGGUGUCGUCAGCGUGGCAUCAACUGCAUAGACUUGGCCUAUUGUUUGUCAGAGCUGAAAAGACUAAAUAGACUACGAAGUUCUUCUGUCAUGUGCCUGCACGAAGUUGGAAAACACCGCAAAAAUUCUUUGUUAGAUUUAUAUUGUCAGAUGCUCCAAUCUGAUUCAGCCAACUCUAGUUUUCCCGUUCACACUCAAACCAACAAAGGGAAUGCCGUAUCACCACAUGAUGGCCAUUUGCUUGGCUCUUCUCAAAUUGAAAGUUAUGCUGCUUGGGCCCUCCAGAUAGUGAGGAAUUUGCCAGCCACCGAGCUGUCCAAGUUGCUCAGCAGGUGGGAAAUUCUUACCAGAGGCGUUGAAGAGAUCCCUGAGAAGAUAAAGGAGCUACAAUCCCUGACAACGUUAGAGGGGAGUGCAAAAUCUGACCCGGCAGAGGCAUCCAAAAGGCCGACAUCCAGAAAUCGUUUAAAUCAGAAGAGAGAUGAAAUCACUGCCAAUGAAAAGGUUGCCACAUUUCUGGAGUAUAUGGUCAGGCAAUACAUCAAGCCCAUUGAAAGUAUUCCCUUCAAUGAAGUAGUCUUCUACGAUGAUGUCGAAAAACUUCAAGCAGCUUUGAUAGGAGACCCGAGAAGACGAAUCCAAGCCGAUCUUUUGGACUCCAACAAAUUUCUUAAGUGUUCCUGCUGCAGAAAGAACACGGCCGUGUUACUUCCAUCCAUGCAUCAUACUUCCAUAUUGUAUUCCUUGGCUCAAGAGCACGGCGAUCUCAUCAAUCUUCACGAAUGGUUCCACUCAUUCAACGCAGUUCUUCGCCAGCCUCCUCCUGAUACCAACAAGAAGAGGCUGCGAGCAUCGCCAUCCCCGAAAAAACGAAAACCAGAAUCUAAGAACAAAAGCGAUGCUUCCAUCCAAGCAGAGUUUUGCAGGGGAGUUGUGGAGCUGCAGAUAACGGGGCUGAUUCGGAUGCCAACCAAAAAACGACCUGAUUAUGUACACAGGACUGCAUUUGGACUUUGACAGAUGUUUGAUAAAAUCGAUGGGAUCAUGGGAGCAGGCAGCCGAUUUAACUCCUUCAACCACUGUGAGCAUACUUAUGUACUGACUGGCGUUUGUUUUUACUUUUAUCUUGUUAGAAUUACAAUACGAUUUAUUUAUUUAUUUAAUGUGAAUGAGUUAUGUUUAAUAAUCUUAA
This is a messenger RNA of Andrographis paniculata, 2802 nucleotides long. RefSeq names its product origin of replication complex subunit 3-like. Lineage: Eukaryota; Viridiplantae; Streptophyta; Magnoliopsida; Lamiales; Acanthaceae. The record is from RefSeq and is a predicted model, not a curated record. The coding region runs from base 468 to 2627 and encodes 719 amino acids. The transcript has 19 exons. Gene Ontology annotation, biological process: DNA replication; DNA replication initiation. Gene Ontology annotation, cellular component: DNA replication preinitiation complex; nuclear origin of replication recognition complex; nuclear pre-replicative complex. Gene Ontology annotation, molecular function: DNA replication origin binding.